CGGCACAAACCAGGUCAGCCACGCUCACCGGAACGACGCAACCCAUUCUCCACCCGUUCCCCAAGCACCAGCGGCGCGACCACACCACCCAUGGCUCUGGCGGCGGCGAGAUCCGGCCUCCGGUCGCUGGCGGCGCGCGCCGCCCCGGCGAGGCGCCUCAUGUCCUCCUCCGUCCACGACGACGCCUAUGAGACGGCGAAGUGGGAGAAGAUCACGUACGCCGGCAUCGUGACCUGCACCCUCCUGGCGGCGUACAACCUCUCCAAGGGCCACCCCCACUUCGACGAACCGCCGGCGUACCCCUAUCUCCACAUCCGCAACAAGGAGUUCCCCUGGGGACCUGAUGGCCUGUUUGAGAUCAAGGACCACCACUGAGCACUGAAUAGCAGCACACCGUCAGGAGUCGUGCAUGUUUUAAAUAUAAUCUGGUUGUUCCAGUUUUUUUUCUUUUCCAUUGAAACCUAUUUGCUGCAACAAGAAAUAAGAAUGACGAAACUCUUGUGUUGACAGUCAGGCCUGUUUUCUUUUCUUUCCAGUCCGCAUCGAAGAUCACAUGCAAGUUCGUCUUGCCCAGUUUCAGGAAACCGUGUCACUGUUAUCAAAAGCUUGCUAUCAUAUUCUGAUUGCUUC
Molecule: messenger RNA, 630 nt
Organism: Panicum hallii
Lineage: Eukaryota; Viridiplantae; Streptophyta; Magnoliopsida; Poales; Poaceae
Product: cytochrome c oxidase subunit 6a, mitochondrial
Exons: 4
Coding region: 91-375 (94 amino acids)
Biological process (GO): mitochondrial electron transport, cytochrome c to oxygen
Cellular component (GO): mitochondrial inner membrane
Molecular function (GO): enzyme regulator activity
Source: RefSeq, a predicted model, not a curated record